This is a messenger RNA of Nerophis lumbriciformis (worm pipefish), 921 nucleotides long. Lineage: Eukaryota; Metazoa; Chordata; Actinopteri; Syngnathiformes; Syngnathidae. The record is from RefSeq and is a predicted model, not a curated record.
AUGAAAAACAAAGGAACCAGCCGUCCCGUUAUUGUCCAUAACCCAUACCUAUGUGGGAUGAAAGAAGACAUCUUGUAUCACUUCAAUCUAGGAACGGCAACACACGACCUCCCUGCUCUGUUUGGUGACGUAAAAUUUGUGUGCGUUGGUGGCAGCGCUUGGCGAAUGAAAGAGUUUGUUGAGUUUAUGGCUGCAGAGCUUGGGAUGCAAAACCCUAGAUCAGACUACCCCAAUAUCUGUGCUGGAACAGACCGCUAUGCCAUGUACAAAGUUGGUCCUGUACUCUCUGUUAGUCAUGGAAUUGGAAUCCCAUCCAUAUCCACAAUGCUGCAUGAGCUCAUAAAGCUUCUCCAUCAUGCACAAUGCACGGAUGUUACAGUUCUACGCAUUGGAACAUCAGGUGGUAUAGGGCUUGAGCCUGGUACGGUUGUCGUCACUAAACAGUCCGUGGACGCCACGUUCAUGCCAAAAUUCGAACAGCUGAUCCUUGGGGAGACAGUGGUCCGCAACACCGACCUGGACUACGACCUUGCUGAGGAGCUGCUUCUGUGCAGCGAGGAGCUGGGCCAGUUCCACACUGUGAUAGGCAACACCAUGUGCACACUGGAUUUCUAUGAAGGUCAAGGCCGUUUGGAUGGUGCUUUCUGCAUGUACACUGAGAAGGACAAGCAAAAGUACCUGAUAAAAGCCAGGGAAGCUGGAGUGUGCAAUAUUGAAAUGGAAUCAACUGUUUUUGCCGCCAUGUGCAAACUGAGUGGCCUGCGAGCGGCCGUGGUAUGUGCAACGUUAGUGGACCGGCUGAAGGGAGACCAGCUCAUCAGCUCUCACGACGUCCUCCACAGCUACCAGCAGCGGCCUCAGAUUCUUGUGGGAUAUUACAUUAAGAAGCAGCUCAACGCACUGGGAGCACUUCAGAAAUGA